AUGGGCUCCGACAAGACGACCGACGUCGAGGACGUCGCGCCGCCGUACCAGUCGGGCAACGUCAGCGACCUCAGCGACGACGAUGCGGCCAUUAUCCCCAAGGGCGCGCUGGACCCCGUGUACGAGGCCAAGGCGAGGAUCCUGAACCGCGCGAUUCGCGAGAUCGGCAUGGGCUGGUACCAGUGGCAGCUCUUCAUCGUCGUCGGCUUCGGCUGGGCCAGCGACAACCUCUGGCCCAUCGUCACCUCGCUCGUCUUCACGCCCAUCGCCAACGAGUUCAACCCCGCGCGCCCGCCGCUCUUCACCCUCGCCCAGAACAUCGGCCUGCUCGCCGGCGCCGUCUUCUGGGGCUUCGGCUGCGACAUCUUCGGCCGCAAGUGGGCCUUCAACCUGACGCUCGGCCUGACCGCCGUCUGGGGCCUCAUCGCUGCCAGCGCCCCCAACUUCGCCGCCGCCGGCGUCUUCGCGGCCCUGUGGUCCUUUGGCGUCGGCGGCAACCUGCCCGUCGACUCGGCCAUCUUCCUCGAAUUCCUGCCCCAGUCGCACCAGUACCUCCUCACCGUGCUGUCCAUCGACUGGGCCGUCGCCCAGGUCAUCGCCAACCUCGUCGCCUGGCCGCUGCUCGGCAACCUGACGUGCCCGCAGGAGGAGAAGCCGUGCCCGCGCGGCGACAACAUGGGCUGGCGCUACUUUGUCAUCACCAUGGGCGGCCUGACGCUGCUCAUGUUCCUUGCGCGCUUCGUCCUCUUCUCCAUCUUCGAGUCGCCCAAGUACCUCAUUGGCAAGGGCCGCGACGACGAGGCGGUCCGCGUCGUCCACGAGGUCGCCCGCCGCAACAAGAAGACGUCGACGCUCGCCAUAGAGGAGCUGCGCGCCUGCGAGCCCGACGGCUACGUUGCGCAGACGACGGCCUCGGUCGCGCUGCGCCGUCACCUCGAGAAGCUCGACGCCAAGCACGUCAAGGUGCUCUUCUCGACGCCGCGUCUCGCUCUGAGCACCGGCCUCAUCAUGGCCAUCUGGGCGCUCAUUGGCCUCGGCUACCCGCUCUACAACGCCUUCCUGCCCUACAUCCAGGCCACACGCGGCGCCGAGUUCCAGGACGGCAGCACCUACAUCACCUACCGCAACAGCCUUAUCAUCUCCGUCCUCGGCGUCCCCGGCGCCCUGCUCGGCGGCUUCCUCGUCGAGCUGCCACGCAUCGGUCGCAAGGGCACUCUGUCUCUGUUCACCGUCCUCACCGGCGUCUUCCUCUACUGCUCGACCACGGCGCUCAACAGCACCGCCCUCCUGGGCUGGAACUGCGCCUUUAACUUUUGCAGCAACGUCAUGUACGCCGUGCUGUACGGGUACACACCCGAGAUCUUUCCCACGCCGCAGCGCGGUACGGGCAACGCCCUGGCCGCGACCUGCAACCGCAUCUUUGGAAUCAUGGCUCCCAUCAUUGCCAUGUUUGCGGAUCUCAAGACGUCCGCGCCCGUCUACACGAGCGGCGCACUGUUCAUCCUUGCGGGCCUCACAUCCGCUGCGGAUGCUCCCGACUUGCGCCUCUUCCACUACAACGAUGUCUAUCACGUCGAUCGUGCAAGCGCGGAGCCCGUUGGCGGGGUGGCGCGCUUCCUCACGCUCGUCAAGGAGUAUCGCGAUGGGAAGCAAUUCGAGGGACAGCCGAAGCUGCUGACCUUGUUUUCUGGCGAUGCCUUUAACCCGAGCCUCGAGAGCAGCGUUACAAAGGGCCGCCACAUGGUCCCCGUGUUGAAUGCCAUUGGCACCGAUUGCGCGUGCGUCGGGAACCACGACUACGACUUUGGCAUCAAGCAGUUCGAGCACCUUGCUGGCAAGUGCAACUUCCCAUGGCUGCUCGCCAACGUCCUGGACCCCGCCUUGGGCGAAAACGUACCCAUGGGCAACGCCAAGCGCACGCACAUGCUCACGACGUCCAACGGCAUCAAGGUCGGCCUCAUUGGACUCGGCGAGCGUGAGUGGCUCGCCACCCUCAACAGCCUGCCGCCCAAUCUCGUCUACAAGUCGGCCAGCGCUACAGCUCGCGAGCUCGUGCCCCAGCUGCGCGCGCAGGGUGCCGACAUCGUCAUCUGCCUGAGCCACAUGCGCGAGCCCAACGACAACAAGCUCGCCGAGCAGACCGAUGGCAUCAUGGACAUCAUCCUCGGCGGGCACGACCAUUACUACAGCCACAGCUUCAUCAAGGGCACGCAUGUUCUGCGCUCGGGCACCGACUUCAAGCAGCUGAGCUACAUUGAGGUGCGGCGAAAGGCCGACGGUACCCAGGGCUGGGACUUUGACAUUUGGCGGCGCGACGUUACUUCUGACGUGGCCGAGGACGAGCACGCCGCCCAGCUCGUGCGCGACCUGACGUCAAAGCUGCAGAGCUCGCUCUCGAGGCCGGCGGGGUGGACGGCCACGCCCCUCGACGCGCGCUUCAGCACGGUGCGCAUGCGCGAGUCCAAUAUCGGCAACUUUGUGUGCGACGUGAUGCGGCGGUACCACAACGCCGAUUGUGCCCUCAUGGCUUCGGGCACCAUUCGCGGCGACCAGAUUUACCCGCCAGGCGCGGUGCGCAUCAAGGACAUUGUGACAUGCUUCCCAUUCGAGGACCCGGUGGUGCUGUUGCGUGUCAAGGGCCAGGCGAUAUGGGGUGCUCUCGAGAAUUCCGUGUCGACAUAUCCGGCGCUAGAGGGGCGCUUCCCGCAGGUGUCGCACAUUGAAUUCGAGUUUGACCCGCGCAAGGAGAGCGGCAGGAGGCUCAACUGGGUGAAGAUUGGGGGCGAGCCGUGUGAGCCGGAGAGAAAGUACACGCUCGCCACUAGGGGUUACAUGGGACGUGGAAAGGAUGGGUACACGAGCUUGCUGGUAGUGUCAGAGGGCGGUGAAGCCGAGGAGCUGGUGGACGAGGAAAACGGCAUCCUCAUCUCGACCAUGCUGCGGCAGUACUUUAUGGGACUGCGGACGGUCGGCCAGUGGAAGAAGCUCUCGGCGCACUGGGUCGGCGUCGCUGAGGAGGCUGACGUGCCCAAGUCGCCGUCGAGCCCGCGAGCCAACAGGUCAGCCGAGGCCGCCGCUCUGCCCGCCCACGCCCACAAGGAGGUCGAGUCAAGCAGCGAGUCCUGGCGCGAGUUCCUCCUACGGCGGCUUGGGUUGCGCAAGAAGCCCCUAGACGACGACGAGGACGAUCAUUUUGACCCGCACCGGGACACCACGAGCAGCAGCGGCAACAGCAACGGAGAGGAGAGCGACUCGACCGACGACAAGAUGGACUUUCAGAUCCUGCUGAUGCGCAAGUUCUGGGCCCGGUGGGCGGCACGGGCGGGCGUCAAGUCGUGCGUGUGCGACUCGGCUCAGGGCGACUGCACCGUCGACUGGACGAGAGUGAUUGCGCCGUGCGUCGAGGGCAGGAUCCGGAUGGUCGGAGGCGACGACGCACCGUCACAGUAA
Messenger RNA from Purpureocillium lilacinum, 3450 nucleotides. RefSeq lists its product as uncharacterized. The record is from RefSeq and is a predicted model, not a curated record. Gene Ontology annotation, biological process: nucleotide catabolic process. Gene Ontology annotation, molecular function: hydrolase activity. Lineage: Eukaryota; Fungi; Ascomycota; Sordariomycetes; Hypocreales; Ophiocordycipitaceae.